Molecule: messenger RNA, 984 nt
Organism: Phialemonium atrogriseum
Lineage: Eukaryota; Fungi; Ascomycota; Sordariomycetes; Cephalothecales; Cephalothecaceae
Exons: 4
Coding region: 82-768 (228 amino acids)
Source: RefSeq, a predicted model, not a curated record
CUUUCACAGCUUCCAAGUUUCCCAAAUUGCUGCUACACUAUCCAGUACACCGCCUUUUCACGUGGCAGCCACCCGGAGCAUAUGUACCUUUUCUUGCCGUCCAAAUCCAAGUCCUCAACCAGAAGGAACAUUGUCCAUUGCUGGCUUUCCCCCUCGAGAUUAAUCCUUCUCCUAGUCUACGCCAUGGUGGUGGCAAAUACCGUCCUCAGCUUGGCCAUGGCCCUUCUCCAUGUUGGAUGGGCCAUCGGUGCCGGAUUCCUCGACCAAGGUUGCAGUUCACUCUUCUUCGUCCAGAGAGGAGUUUUGAUAGCCACGUGCGACGAUAAGAUCUGCGGCAAUAAGGUCGACUCCCACCUCGAUCUGAACAACUGUAUCCUGAACCAAAAUGGCAACAUGUAUUUCAACAAAUCGGGCAACUUCUACGACACUUGCAAGGACUGCUACAUUGCGGGCAGCUCGCAUCUGACCUGCACAUGUUUCAACAACGUACAGGACGAGUAUAUCGGCCUGGUAGAUCUCAACAACGGAGUCAUCACCAACUACUACGGCUAUGUCAACUGCUUCAACACCUUCUCCACUCUCCCGGCCCACAACUGGCCCUGCAAGGGGAAGGACUGGACACCUUGGCAGCGCAAUGCGGGUUUGGGCCUUGGCAAUGAUACUGCCACGAAUGCCGCGAAUGGGACGGUGGCCUUGCCGAAGCAGCCCGUUACCAGUUUCAACGAGUCUGCUGCAGAUACCCCCAACAACAGUACCCACAACUACUGAGGAAGGCUUGCGGGUCAGGCGAACAAAUGUUGAUAUGGUAUAUUGGUCUUCAAGGGAUGCUUGGUUUCGCGGUGGGAAUUUCGUGGAUUCAGGGGCUGGAAUGAAGAUGAUUGGCACCUCGCUCGUUCUUAUUAUCCUGACAUGAAUGUGUUUUCUGUCAUCUGACAACAAUACCCAUUUCAAAUACGCCCAGAAGAAAGUUAUAUCUAUCAAUCG